AUGUCCGGUCUGGAGCCUCUUAUUCCGUUCGCUUGGGGCGCUCUGAGGUUGACCUCGAGCCUUCUCACGGCAGGCUUCAAGAAGCUUGUAGGCGUUGAGGACGAGAGCAAUGGGCUCAUAGAGUGGUCGGGGGAUGUCGUCCUGAAGGCUCGGGACAAAUCGCUCCUGACGAAACAACAGGGAAGGGGAGACGGAUCCGCCGCGAUGAGAGCUAGUGAACAGCAUGGCCAUGAGGUUCGACGUGAUCUGGAAAGCGUGCGUGCAAGCGUGGAGCAAUGCCGAGCUGAGAAUAUGCUAUUCUUCACCACCUUCAUGAGCAGCAUCGAAGCCACGCAACACGGUGUGGACGUCUUGAGGAAUGGCCCGCUGGAGGAAGCGCAUAUGUCCCUGAAGGAAUUUGAAGCGAGUGGCGAUGACGUGGAUGAGCUGAAAGAAGCCAGCAGGAAGGCAAGGACGGCCUUGGUGACUGGAAGCACGCUGGAAAUCAAGUUCACCGCUGCGACCAUAACCAUCUCAGCCGGCUACGUCCAUAAGAUGAAGGCUGGUUCUCCGAGUGAGGCCAAGCAGGCCACGGUCAAAGGGUCACUGGCGAACGUCGUCAAACACUUUGCUACGAUCUGGGCUGACCCUUCGCGUUCUGGCACGGUGGAAGAGAGGAAGGUUUUGUCGUUCCUGCUGAACGUCGUGUCGUGCGUGUGUGUGCUCCCGCCCGAGAACGUGCCGGUCCUCCCUGAGCUAGACAGCCGCCUCCUCCCAGCCUUUGGUGCCCUUUGUGCAUCUGAGCCCGAGCUUCGCCGCUUGUACCCUGAUGUGGGGGGCGCCGCUGUCAAGGCGAUGCUUGAGGAAAAGACGAUGCAGAGUCUUUUCGAGUUGGCGACGGAGGUAGGUGCGGAUGUGACGGCCUGCACAAGCAAAGACGGCGUUAUUGAAAUCCUGUCGACGUCGGAGAGAGAUCUCGUACCGACACAGGCGACGGCAUGCAAAGGGGUGGUUGAAGAGGUCGUCCGGACCCCGUUACCGUCGGGAAAAGGCCCUGCGCCAGCGGUGGUUGCUCCGAUCCCGGCACCACCGGUGGGAAGCACCAGCACGGAUAUGGGCGCACUAAUGGCGCUUUACUUCCAAACGAACGGGCCACCGGAGAAGAAGGGGCGGUUGUGGGCGGCGGCUAAGGGGGGUUGGAGAAACAGGCGGGGCUGGGGGACGUUUGCUCCCCUCGGAGAUUGGUACAAACGACCUCCGAGGUGCGUCGAUCGCCUGGCCUGUUGUGGGUGAUUGCGUCCAAAAGUCUUGUAACGACUCCUCUACUGCCGCUGUCGAGGCGCAUGAAUAUUCACCGUCGUUGUGCAAUGCACGGCGUGAACACAUGUCUCUGUGCACUGCUGUUGUACAGCCUAAAUCUCAAGCGUGUGUUGUACGGUUCGGCACAAGUGUCGAGCUCAACGUUUCGGGUGCAAUCACACCGAGGCAUUGUCAUCAACUUUGGUAUUCCUCUCCAAUUCCGCUCGUGUUGUUUGCGUGCUCCGUUGUUUUGUUUGUGUGCAUUGUUCAUGGUUUGAUUUUCCUGACAUGCUUUGUCCUGUUCUGGUCCUCCCUGUCUUGCCUAUUCAUAUCCCAAGCGAAGCAUUCCGCACACUCGGUAUUUGGCAUAGUAGGUGAAUCCUUGACAAGAGAAGGCAUGGGUGUGUGUUGGAAGGUGCUGCGUUACGCCGCACUCCUGAUUCACCCCCAAGUACUGAUGUACAUCUGUUUGAAUAGUCAGAAACGCGAGUAGGGCAAGGUGUAGUCGGAUUGUUGAAUUCGUUUUGGAAGGUAUCGGCACAGGUACUCCGGUACCUCCGUUGUUUGGACGCCCCAAACCUCUUCAUACCCACCCUCUAUUGUCCAGCGGGCAUUCCGGUCAGAGCAAACGUGGAUUCAUCGCAUGUUCUUGCUUUUAUAUGGGCAUCUGUGAUGAGGGGCCGUUAGCCACACAAAUUUGCGGGCACAGUAUCACCUCUGGGAUGGAAAAGACGGUGACUACGCCAAGCAGGCUUCAGCAUGAAUACUCUGCCACACAACGCGGCAUGUCGUGUAGGGCCUGGUGAGCAAAGAACAACAGUGUACCUGAUCAGAACACGGACGUCGCGCGAACAUUUACCCGCCCGAGCAGAGUUGGUUUGGUGUUUGGAUGCUUGGGAGGGAUUCAAGACGUGGCGCUACUGGAGAAUGCAUCCCAGUGAGCCGUUGACUGGAGGUGUCUGGCUCGUGCCUGCCGACCUGAAUGCAUGAGAUGACUUGUCACCCACGAAAUCGUCAAGACGCAAAGGCGCUGUCAGAGCAGUUGACCAUGGCAUGUGUCUGAUCGGUCGUUUUUUUUAUGUCAAGCAGCUGUCGGAGCUGCUCUCGAAAACAAAAUCACUAGAGAAGCAAACGACGAUGUGCCGAGUUUUUCUUGGUCUUCCAUCGCCCCCACUUUCCAAACACGUACUACGUUAAAGUCUGUCUGAAAUGAUCAUCGACACAGCCAGAUCUCCGUCUCAAUGACUUCAUCGCGUAAGCACCAUCAGAAACCAUAAUUUUGACUCCCCCACCCUAGCCUGGUCCGGUGAGAACCCGGCGUGCUCCGUCCCGGCUUUGUAGGGAUGCGAGGUCAAUGGUCUAACGACUACGGCAUGCACGACUAUGAGACCCCCCCCCCCCCCCACCCAAGUUCAGCUCGCCGUCAGGGAACGUGAACCCUCUUGGCAUGUGUCGAAUUGUCCACAUACAAAUGUUUUCACAUGGCAUGACGUUCCCAUGUUGGGCUGGGGCUUUUCUCCACUGUGACUGUGAAGUCGUCGCAUCCUUGGUACGUAGCAUCUUGUAGGGCAAUAGAAAUUGACAGCUUCAUUUGAUUUCAUGAGUGGAGAACUUGUCCUAUAUAAUGGGAUGCGGGCUCUGGCCUGUCGCCUCAUUUGUGAUUCGUUUUCGACCGUUGGGCAACCGCAAGAGGCCUAUAAUAUCUCACCAUCCCCGGGAUCAACGGAGGCGUACCAUACGUCAAAGACGCGUCAUUGCAGCAGGGAUAGUAGCACGAAACGAAAAAUGCAUAAUAAACCUGACGAUCUCAACGUGGUGGUUGAAAGUCGCACGUUGGUACAUACCACGUCGUACGCCUUGGAACCUUUACAUUUUUGCGUUCCAUCCCCCAACUUGUUGUUUUGUUUCG
Messenger RNA from Ectocarpus sp. CCAP 1310/34, 3187 nucleotides. Lineage: Eukaryota; Phaeophyceae; Ectocarpales; Ectocarpaceae. The record is from the annotation of a GenBank genome assembly.